AUGCACCGUACUCCCCCACUCGAUGCAAACAGCGCCGGGCAACAGGCGGAAGAUCCCAGCUUCUCCAAUCUGCCGCCUAACCUGAAGAGACGCAUUGAUCGCGCCUUCGACGAGGCCCUCGCGAACAAUAGCGGCGUAAGACCUAGCAAACGACGCAAGACAGCCAACGAUAGCUUCGGACAGACCUCCAAUGUGUCUACAACCUCCCAGCAUGGAGGAUUUCUGCCUGGAGGGUUUAUAGUCGACGAACCGGGUGGCUUUAUCGUUGAUUCCAGUCCUCCCCCAGGCAGCGUCGACUCGGGAGACUCGCCAGCCCCCGCGAAACACUCCGACAUCCCCCUCUCGCUGAUUCCCGCGGCGCUGCAACUUCUCGACCUUCAACCCGACGACGAAGACGUUCUCUCAGUUUUCAGGAAUGCUGCUUCAGGAUGGACAGAUGCUUCCGGUGUGCAAUCGAGCGUACCGGAUCCCCAUGUCAGCAGGCAAGAUUGGAGGGCUGUCUGCGCUGCGCUCCUGGGCACGGGUGCAGACGAGCCAGAACGCAUGGACGAUGAUGCGGAGAGUGACGGACAAGACAUUGUCGAAGACGACUCUGAUCCGGAAGAGGAAUAUAUGGACAGUGGUUCUGAGCAUUCAAAGUCUUCGGCAGAGUUGGCAGACUCGGAUGAUGAGUAUGUCGAAGGCGGGUUCAUUCCCUCCAAAGGCAAGGGGAAGACCCGCGGUCAGGCCGCGACUGAGAAGCUCCCGCGCGGAGGACGAAAAGGUUUGUCUUUGGACGACUCGGAUGCAGACGAGGGGACCAGUCGCGCGCGCCCUCUGACCGCGCGUCAGAAGCAAGAGUGCCGCCGCGCAUUUGGCCUGUUCUUCCCCAAUGUCAGGGACGACAAACUAGACGACCAGCGGAUCAUGAUUAAGGACAUCACUCGCGUCGCAAAGCUGCUGAAGGAGAAGCUCUCCGCGGAAGAGAUCAUGGAGAUGCUGGACGCAUUUUCUUCGUCUGCAGACAGGUCGAUGAACUUGCAGGACUUUGAGCGGAUGAUGAUAGCGGCGAAGCUAGCCUAG
Molecule: messenger RNA, 1062 nt
Organism: Fibroporia radiculosa
Lineage: Eukaryota; Fungi; Basidiomycota; Agaricomycetes; Polyporales; Fibroporiaceae
Exons: 2
Coding region: 1-1062 (353 amino acids)
Source: RefSeq, a predicted model, not a curated record